UGUUUUGGGCAUUAAGCGAUGAGCGGUCACAUAGUUUGGUGUUUUACUAUAUUGUUUGCUUUAUGCAAAAAUAUUCACAAUCUAUUUUAAAUAAAUAAAGUGAAAUUUGUUGACCGAACGCUUUCCAAACUGUGACUUGAUACUUUGUGAUCUGUGAGUAGCGCAAGCAGCGUGGUGCACCGAGUAUGGAAGUACAGACAGUAGAGGUGAAUAGCCUGCAUUGCACCACAUCCGUGCUCUGCUCCCUCCAAGCAUCUGUUUCUGCAACAGCCUCUCCCAACGUUACGCCAAAGAAGAGAGUGGCUAAGGAUGCCGUCGCCGAGACCACUUUCUUCGAGGAGCUGAAUCAACAGCAAAAGCGGCAGGAGGACUUCAAUAGCCACAAUAGGGAUUGCGACAGUAUUGGGAGUUCCGCCUCGGAGUUCGAUAAGGAGUUGAAUGAGGAUAAGAUCUUGCUUGGCUCUCUAACAGGCAGCGGGAGUAUGGGAAAAUCAAACGGGUCGCUAAGUGGUGCUUCCUCAAACACCUCGGCCACGCUCGAAGCGAACACCAUCGAAGCUAGCACCACUAUUGGCUCUGUUUCAACGGCAUGCUUGGGUGUUGUACGCAACGUCGCCCAUAUUAAGAAGCGCAUCUCGAGCAGCCGAACUCCGACACGCAAGGCGCAUCGGAUUAAAUUCUACCGCAACGGUGAUCGCUUUUAUCCGGGCAUAACAAUUCCUGUCUCCAACGAACGAUAUCGAUCCUUCGAGAGUCUUUACGAAGACCUUACCCGGUUGCUAGAGGAGAAUGUGAAGAUACCAGGGGCAGUUCGCACCAUAUAUAGCAUGUGUGGGAAGAAGAUUACCGCCCUCGAUGAGUUGGAAGACGGUCAGAGCUACGUUUGUUCCUGCAAUAACGAGAAUUUUAAGAAGGUGGAAUAUAUCACUAGUUCCCAGCCUUUGUCUAAUCUGACGCUGGCCAACACUAGUCGCUCAAACAAUCAGCGGUUGCCUAAAUUUUAUCGACCAGCAUCUCCCCUUAAAAAUGGAUCACUCGCAAGCAAUGGGCCAGUUUCAGUCUAUGUUGGAGGAGUGACCAACGGGAGUCCGUUGAACACGUCCCGUUUCAGCGAGCUUGACACUGUGGUUCAUCCACGUAUCGUAACGCUAAUACGCAAUGGAACUAAACCACGACGCAUUAUGCGUUUGUUACUAAACAAGCGCAACAGUCCAAGCUUUGAACACGUCCUGACCGCCAUCACGCAAGUGGUUCACCUAGAUACAGGCUAUGUGAGAAAGGUAUUUACCCUUUCAGGAACUUCAGUGGUUCAACUCGCUGAUUUUUUUGGGCCGGAUGACGUUUUCUUUGCAUAUGGUACAGAGCGUAUCAACACAGCGGAGGAUUUUAAGCUUGAGGCGGAUGAGCAACGUGCUAUCAAUAUCAUACGCAAGACCCUACGGACUGUCGGGACCACCUGCGUGGGACCAAAGCCUAAGAUGCCUGUCAAGAGCAAAAAAGUUUAUAUUCCGAUGGUGGAUUCUGAGGCGUUUAAAGUGGCUCCCACGCUUAAAGACGAUGAACAGGCCUUACUUAAGAUCUCUGGCGUAGAGGUCGAUGAUUUGCCAGCCAAUAUUCGGGACCAUUACACACUGGGAGAAAUUAUCGGCGACGGCAACUUCGCCGUUGUGCUUAAGAUCAAAGACCGCCAAACAGGUGAUCCCUAUGCACUGAAAAUUAUAGAUAAAAGCAAGUGCAAGGGCAAGGAGCACUAUAUUGACGCCGAAGUUCGAGUCAUGAAAAAGCUGGAUCAUCCGCAUAUAAUAUCACUUAUAAUGGAUGUGGGCCAACAUACAAAUAUGUAUCUGGUACUGGAGUAUGUAAGUGGUGGCGAUCUAUUUGAUGCAAUUACCCAGGUGACGCGGUUCUCAGAAAGUCAGUCGCGAAUUAUGAUUAGGCAUUUGGGAUCCGCCAUGUCGUACCUACAUUCCAUGAGCAUUGUGCACAGAGACAUUAAGCCGGAGAACCUCUUAGUUGAACUAGACGAACAUGGAAACGUUCUUGAACUAAAGCUAGCUGAUUUUGGAUUAGCCUGUGAGGUAACCGAACCUCUAUAUGCUGUCUGUGGAACGCCCACUUAUGUGGCACCAGAGAUUUUAUUAGAAGUUGGAUAUGGGUUAAAGAUCGACGUUUGGGCCGCUGGUAUCAUUUUGUACAUAUUACUGUGCGGCUUCCCACCGUUUGUGGCGCUUGACAACCAACAAGAACCUCUCUUUGACUCGAUUAUAUCUGGAAUUUAUGAGUUUCCUGAUCCAUACUGGUCGGAUAUAGGCGACGGUGUGCGCGAUUUAAUCACCAAUAUGUUGCAGUCGGAUCCGGACGUUCGGUUUACAAGCGAAGACAUCCUUGAUCACUAUUGGACGAUGGGAAGUGAAAAGAACGAAUGCAAUGAUAAUAACAGAUGAAUCGUAGUCGUGUGUGGUGUUUAAAUAAACUCACUUCGAUUUUUUAGACGCGAGUACUUUUUGUAUUAUGUGUCCUAGAAAGCUAUUCUAUAGGCCUUAAUUUAUUUAUACGUAUAUCCACAAACAUUACAGAAUGAUAAUAGUGUAGCAAUAACCACAAACUAAACACGACUAUCAACCAAUACUGACGAAAGUUAAAAAAAAAAAACAUUUUUAAAAUUCCAAUAUUCACACUGUUUGCGGUGGUUUCCAUUAUAUUAUAUUAUUUUAAACUAUUUAUACGUGUACAUGCAAAAAUACAUUUAUUUUUUAUUUCG
Drosophila rhopaloa is the source of this 2761-nucleotide messenger RNA. RefSeq names its product serine/threonine-protein kinase GA29083. The record is from RefSeq and is a predicted model, not a curated record. Gene Ontology annotation, molecular function: protein kinase activity; ATP binding. Gene Ontology annotation, biological process: protein phosphorylation; intracellular signal transduction. Bases 186 to 2444 code for a protein of 752 amino acids. The transcript is spliced from 6 exons. NCBI's taxonomy places the organism in Eukaryota, Metazoa, Arthropoda, Insecta, Diptera, Drosophilidae.